AUGCCCACCCAAUCAAAUCCAGACAGCUCAGAUCACAAACAUAGCACACCCACAAUAUAUGCCAUUGAUCCUAAUAAUUUUCCCGAAAUAUCACCCCCUUCUGCUACAAACACAUCCGAUGAGGAGAGUUCGGGAAGUGAUGAAUCUUCCGAUGAUGGUUCGGGAAGUAAUGACUCCCCCGAUGACGGUUCGGGUGACAACAAAUCCUCCGGUACCGGUUCGGGAGAUGAUGAAUCUUCCAACAACGGAUCCGAAUCUGCCGAUGAACAAACUAUACCUUUGAAUGAUAAGGGCAAAGGAAAGCAAAAGGUCAACCUCGCAGUAAAUGAUAACUCUUUUGUUCCACCCCCAGAUUUCGAUUCCUCCAGUGAGGAUGCCCAAUCCGUCGUGGCAAUGCAAACUUCCCGAUCUUCGGCGCAGUUUCUUGCGCCGAAGCCUUCAGCAACUAUCUCCUCCGCCAUAACGGCGGCUUCCUCUUCCACCGAACUACAGAUCAAUGAGCCUACCGCGGAGGAAACUCCCACUGUUCCCACCAUUACUCCCAUUAUUUCCUACACAUCUGUUGUAGAUUCCAUUAUCCUCGAGUCUCGUCCUAUGGUAUCGACUGAGAGAAAGGGUGGACACUACUCCCCACCCCCCGAGGCAUGCCAUCUUCUACUUCGAAAUCCCUAUUUCAGGACAUACGGUAGACCUGACCCCAUGGGAAGUUAUCCAAGCGGUAGCCCUCCAACAGCUAAGGAAAUUGAGUAUGAUGAGGUAAAGGAAAGGACAAGCUACUUCAAUCCACCUUUUCUUUUUAACUAUACAGAGCAGCAGCUUCGCCAAUCUCAUGACAAAAUCAAGCAUACCAGGUUGGGAGAUAACAGUUACCUCAACAAAGCUACUACACUAAAGAAUCUCACCCUCAAUCAACUGCAAACUCAAAUUUUGUACAGCAAUGCUUUGAGCGAGAUUGACGAUGGAAUAGCUAUUGUAGAGAAUGACCUUGAGACAUUGAUAAAGUAUAGCCCCGCGUAG
Messenger RNA from Psilocybe cubensis, 1017 nucleotides. RefSeq lists its product as uncharacterized. The record is from RefSeq and is a predicted model, not a curated record. The transcript has 4 exons. The coding region runs from base 1 to 1017 and encodes 338 amino acids. Lineage: Eukaryota; Fungi; Basidiomycota; Agaricomycetes; Agaricales; Agrocybaceae.